AUGUUCUGGUACCCGCCUGCUGUCUGCUACUACAAACGAUUCGGGCCUGGAGUUGACGAAGACGAGGAGAAUGAGGGGGCGGCGACGGACGGGAGAGACAUCAAGCCGCAUGGCGAUAUCGAGGAAAAGGACUCGAAUGGCGCGACUCAGCCACAGAACUCGCGGCUGCUGUCUCUCCCGGUAGAGAUACGGCUGAGGAUCUACUACUGGGCUUACAGGAUGAGUCCCAUCCAGCCCAAGGAGCUGGCAGCGGGAUACCCCAUCCCAAUGCUGUGCCGUUACGUGCUGCACCCUCUCGACCCUGAUCUUGAGAAGAAGAUUGAAGAGGAAAUAGAGGCUGAGGAGGCCCUCAACAGAAACACCCCCGGCCUGCUCAGCUCGGAGCGACCGCUGGCGGGCAUUCCCACAAACUUGCUCCGCACCUGUCGGCAGAUCUACUUUGAGGCCCGCGAGGUGCCGUUUGCCGAAAACGAGUUUGUCUUUCUGAACUGGUUCUCGUCGGGCCUCAACGCAGCGUCCGCCGUGACCAAGUCACAGCGGCCGUGGCAGCGGCUGGCGAUGCGGUACGCGAGGCUGGAGAUUAUGGCCGAGGAUCUGGCACGCAAGGCGGCGCUGAGCAAGUGGGCGGACCUGUGCAGCCCGGGACGCGCGGCGUCGUGGACCCGCGGGCUCCGGGGCCUUCGGGUGAAAGUCGUGGGCCAGAUCGGCCGGAGGAGCACCGACGACCAAAAGGACGACGACGAGUUUGUCGACGGGCUGGAGGAGGCUGGCGGUGCGAGGCGGUGGGUGGAGGGCGGGCGGCUGGCGGAGAUGGAGAACCUGGAGCGGCUGGAGAUUGAGAUUAUCAAGAACUCGUGGAGCACCGAGGACAAGAUUGCGUGGUGCGCGGCUGUUCAGGACGCCUUGAGGGAGAAGGGGUCCAACGCGGUGGUUGCGGCCAUGGGCAGGAUCUUGUGA
This is a messenger RNA of Trichoderma reesei QM6a, 957 nucleotides long. RefSeq lists its product as uncharacterized. The coding region runs from base 1 to 957 and encodes 318 amino acids. Lineage: Eukaryota; Fungi; Ascomycota; Sordariomycetes; Hypocreales; Hypocreaceae. The transcript is spliced from 2 exons. The record is from RefSeq and is a predicted model, not a curated record.